AGGAAUCCGGAAGUCGAGAGGAAGGGGGGAAGCGGUUUUCUCCUCUAUGGAGGGGCAGGGAGGAGAGGCCGGUUCAGGCAGCCGCAGUGGCGGCGAGAGAACCAAGAGGAUGGAACAGAAUGGGGCGAUCGUUCCCACAGGAUUCCCUCUGCUGAAGAAUGAUACAUUCCUUCGAGCAGCACAAGGAGAAGAGACUGAAUACACCCCAGUUUGGUGCAUGAGACAGGCAGGAAGAUAUCUCCCAGAGUUUCGUGAAACCCGAGCAGCUCAGGAUUUCUUUGCUACGUGUCGUUCACCAGAGGCCUGUUGUGAACUUACCUUGCAGCCACUGAGACGUUUUCCUCUAGAUGCUGCCAUAAUCUUCUCUGACAUUUUGGUGGUCCCCCAGGCACUGGGCAUGGAGGUGGUGAUGGUGCCUGGCAAGGGACCCACCUUUCCCGAGCCAUUGAAGGAGGUGGAGGACCUUCUGAAACUCCGACAGAAAGUGGAUGUGGCAGCAGAACUGGGCUACGUCUUCAAGGCCAUCACACUGACACGGCAUAAACUGGAGGGGAAGGUGCCCUUGAUUGGGUUUUCUGGUGCACCGUGGACCCUGAUGUCCUACAUGAUUGAAGGCGGUGGCUCCAAUACAAUGGCCAAAGCUAAGGCCUGGCUCUACCGGCAUCCUGAAGCCAGUCGCCGUCUGCUCACACUAUUGACAGAUGUAAUUGUGGAUUACCUGGUAGGACAGGUGGCUGCAGGUGCUCAGGCUCUCCAGCUUUUUGAGUCACAUGCAGGGCACUUGGGGCCAGAGCAGUUUGCAGAGUUUGCCCUCCCGUUUAUCCGGUCCAUUGCCAAGCGGGUGAAGAGCAAGCUGCAGGAAGAUGCCCGGUCUGCAGUGCCCAUGAUUGUCUUUGCCAAGGAUGCACAUUAUGCGCUGGAGGACUUGGCAGAGUCUGGCUUUGGAGUGGUUGGGUUGGACUGGACCAUUCGCCCCCAGGAAGCUCGUCAGAGGACAGGAAACAAUAUUACUUUGCAAGGCAACUUGGAUCCAUGUGCCCUCUACGCACCAAAGGAGAAGAUUGGGGAGCUGGUGAAGAAAAUGCUCGAUGGGUUUGGCCCGCAGCGUUACAUUGCCAACCUGGGCCAUGGCCUUUACCCUGACAUGAGCCCAGACCACGUGGGAGCCUUUGUGGAUGCUGUACACGAGCACUCUCGCUACCUCAACAAGCUGCAGAACACCUUGGGAAACAAGUCUUCAUGAUGGAUGGUGGACAAUACACUGAGCAAACUGUGCCAGAAGGCAGUCAACCGAGAUGAGCUUGUUCAUGAAAUAAGUCUGAAAGCCUGUAGUCAAGACAAGCACGAUUAAAAUUGCUUCUGCCCUCCUCAUCCUGGCAUACUGCUUGAAGGGGGGUAGGCUGACAAAGAAUAGGCGUAAACAUGGUUUAUGCAUAGCCUUGGGGGCAGGCCAGUUCACUGCUAAAAGUUACCUGUGAGAAGCUGUUGCUGGAUGUGACUUUAGCCUAGCCUCUUGUGGAAGACAGCACAUUUCCCUCCAGAGUUCGGUGGAUGUGGUCCUCCUAAUGAGCUAUAGCAGUCUGUUCCUUGCCCAUCAAAUGCAAGAACUGUUAGAGGAACAAUAUCACACACACACACACACAAUUUGUACUCUUUGAGUUUGUCGUGGCCAUCAGCUGCAGCAAAUGGAAGGGGUAUGUCAGAUCACACUGAAUGGGGUGAUAUUUGGAACUGUUUCCCAGCUAGUCUUUGGCUGUGUUUUCCCUCCUUUAAUUAGGAUGUGAGCUGGGGGGAAAGGGAGCGAGUUCUAGUCUCACUAUCCUGCAGUUGGUCUGCUAUAGUCAAGGUUUGUACCCACACAAGCCAUCGCAGAAGCUGGAAGAGUGACAUAAACAAGGAGGAGGAAAGGCCCUCAGCAUAAGAUGGACAGUGGCUUCUAUUGAGGUGGUCAGAAUGAAAGUUUAAUAUGUAACAAACUUCAGUUCUAUCUGCUCACUGGAAGGUAGUUUGGGUACUUUGUUCACAAAAUGAUACAGUCAGCCCCUUUAUUAGUUUCUAGCCAU
Gekko japonicus is the source of this 2063-nucleotide messenger RNA. RefSeq names its product uroporphyrinogen decarboxylase (gene UROD). NCBI's taxonomy places the organism in Eukaryota, Metazoa, Chordata, Lepidosauria, Squamata, Gekkonidae. Gene Ontology annotation, cellular component: cytosol. Bases 47 to 1243 code for a protein of 398 amino acids. The record is from RefSeq and is a predicted model, not a curated record. Gene Ontology annotation, molecular function: uroporphyrinogen decarboxylase activity. The transcript is spliced from 10 exons. Gene Ontology annotation, biological process: heme biosynthetic process.